Molecule: messenger RNA, 1918 nt
Organism: Frankliniella occidentalis (western flower thrips)
Lineage: Eukaryota; Metazoa; Arthropoda; Insecta; Thysanoptera; Thripidae
Product: sentrin-specific protease 8
Exons: 4
Coding region: 182-904 (240 amino acids)
Biological process (GO): proteolysis
Molecular function (GO): cysteine-type peptidase activity; deNEDDylase activity
Source: RefSeq, a predicted model, not a curated record
AAGGCGGUUUAGGAUCUAGGAUCUGCUAGGAUCUGUCAAAGCACAUAGUAGGAACAAAAAUAUGUUCAGAGUUUUGACCUUACAUUUCAGCAGUUGAACUAAAAUUUUGGCUUGUUAUUGCAAGCCAACGUCAUGAUUUUCCAUCAAUAGAUUUUUCGCCUCAACUUCAGCCUAUUCCACGAUGGGUGCAGAUCCCAUUGUCUUGAGUUUUUAUGAUUCUAUCAUAAGGCAGUCUGACGUUGACAUCUUAGAAGGUCCUCAUUGGUUGACAGAUAAUUUAAUAGGGUUUUACUUCGAAUAUCUAUCAAAUGUAGCAUACAAAGAUGAAGCAAGGCUUCUUUUUAUUGGUCCAGAAGUAACUCAGUGUUUAAAGGUGAGCCGCUGCCAAGAACUUGGUGUCUUUUUAGACCCAUUACAGGUUGAGAAAAGAACAUUUGUAUUUUUACCUGUUAAUGACUGUACUCAAGUAGAAUCCCCUGGAGGCUCACAUUGGAGUCUAUUAGUCUUCUGCAAGAAUGAAGAUUCAUUCUUCCACUUUGACUCUUCAUCUGGAUCUAAUUAUGGACAAGCAAAACAGCUAGCAUCAAAACUUUCCAAAUUCUUGUCAGCUUCUGAAGCAGGAGUUUUUGUUCAGGCUGACACACUUCAGCAAAAAAAUGGUUAUGACUGUGGCAUACAUGUUCUGUGCAAUGUAGACCUAAUAGCUGAAUAUUGUGCAAACCACAACCGUGUUGAAGGUUGUGGACUUGUUAAACAGUCAGAAGUUUUGAAUAAAAGAAUAGAAGUUCUCAAUCUUAUAUUCCAUUUAAAAGAAGAGAUGGAAAAUGAAUCUGGGAAAUCUAAGAACAAUCCACGACCUACAUCGUCAAAAAAAACAUCUAGUGCUGCUGGGUCAUCGAAGUAAAAGAAGAGUUCUCCAAACAAUUUGUCUUAAAAAUAUAUUGAUUCUGUAGGUUAUAGAUAUAUUUUUGGCAUGGUGAAAAUUUUUCAAACCUUAAGAUAUGUGAUAUUCAUGAAUUGUGUUAAAGCAUUAGACAUUUUACGACAUGUGCAACAGGACAAAGUUAUGUAUUUAUAAAAUUAAUCAACCUAUGAAAUCAGUGAAUUUCUGAAAUUCAAUCAAUUUAUUUGUCCAUUUGUUUGUCAUGUUUAGAGAGAGAAAAAAAAAUCUGCCAAGUGCCCAAAAAUGCCACAACUUUACUGCAUUUAGCAUGUAUAAAUUCUCUAUCUCCUAAAUUUUGUCUUCCAUGCAUAUGAAAGUGACUCCUUCAGAUAAUCAAUGUUUCCUCAUAAAUGUCUUACUUCGUAUCAGAAACUUUCUUGUAAUCAAAAGCUUACUCACACAAUGGUAUGUAAAAAAGAUAGGGGUUUUCUGUUUGGUGUAGAGAUGCUGCAUGGAAUACUGUACACAAUAUUGUGAUAUUCAAAACAAAACAAAAACAAACAAAAAUACGUACACAGAUCAUAUUUUUAUCAUAAAAAUAGUAAAGUUGUCCUCAAAUAUCACGUUUAGAGCUUAAAGAUCUAAUAUUUAUUAAACACGAGUAGUUGCUCGUUUGUAGUUUAUCAGUCGUCAAGACAAGAAUGGUGACAUUAUGAUAAUUUUUUUGUAACUAAGGUUGCAGAUGACACUUUCUUAAUUUUUUAAAACUAUUACAUUAAUUGUCAUGAAAUUUUGCUUUGAAUAUCAGAACAUUUAGGAGGGCAAUUGACCUCAAAUGGUAGCAAGAAUGUCAUGUAACUAACAAUGCUAGUCUAAACCAUGAAUCAUUAUUAUAGUAGCAUUUAACAUCACCAUAUCGUGUCAUGGUCAUCAUCUUCAUCAUCACCGCACUACCAUUUUCAUCAUCAUAUGUAUGAAAGACUGUUGUCCCUGAUCUAAUCUACCGUGACAGAAUAAAAGUUUCAAUAACAUUAA